ACCAGCUGAGCAGGUCCAGGUCUACGCGCUAAUUCGUCUGUGACGAUUCGCUUUCUUCUCCACCCACACGUCAAUCUAUCCUCACCAUGAAAUUCUCCCUCAUAUUUCUUGGCCUUUUCGCCGUCGCCACCGCUGCCCCGCUGGCGAUAAGGCGUGCUGAGCACGCUCCUGCUGGCGUGGUUAGUGGACGUGAUAUUCAAACCGGCGAUAUGUUACGGCGAAGCGACAACUCCCCCAUUCAAGUUGUCCGCGCCAACGACGAUAGCAUAAAACGGAACCUCGGAGAAAAUUUGGAAACACGGCAAGUUGAAGAAGCGAUUGAGAUCGUCGAAGCUGUUGUUGAGCUUGUCACGGGUUUAAUUGACGCGAUAAACGAGGAUAACACGAAACGUGGUCAAUUUACCAUCGACACGGUUACCCAGUCGGGAGAGCAAUGGCCAGGCUUCAAUUGGGUCAUCUGCCACACUGAUCACACAACGGCUUUCGAUGGUACCCAGGGCACUGACUGGGGCCACACUCAUCAUGAACUCGACGUCACCUUCGGAACAAUUGGGUUUGAGCUUUAUUGGUUCAGGUCAGGUACAUUCACCCGGAACGGAGACGGUGGAUACUUGAACUGGGCCUAUGAAGACUGGUGGCUACCACUUUUAUCUAUAACCUAG
Laccaria bicolor S238N-H82 is the source of this 662-nucleotide messenger RNA. It is a transcript of the gene MISSP21.37, whose product is annotated as ectomycorrhiza-regulated small secreted protein. The transcript is spliced from 4 exons. NCBI's taxonomy places the organism in Eukaryota, Fungi, Basidiomycota, Agaricomycetes, Agaricales, Hydnangiaceae. Bases 87 to 662 code for a protein of 191 amino acids. The record is from RefSeq and is a predicted model, not a curated record.